UACGGCUUUGAUUGACACUUCGUCGGGUUAAAAUAGAUUACAGUGAAAUGUGAAUACAUCAAUACAAAUUACAAUGAUAAUAUGUAUUAUAUUAAUAUAAAUUCAGUUGAGUCCGAGACACCGCGGCAGGCAAACGUUGACAUUCUUAAACAGCGAUUAAAAGUUUAUUUAGUAGCGUUCCGAGAAGCUCAGCUGUGUGAACAUCAAUUAUCUUGAUCAAAAUGGAAAUUAAUUUUAUAACAACUCUUAUAAAGCACGACGUAAACCACAAUGUGAAAAAGUGUUUCGAACCUAAAAAGGAUUUUAUUACGAGAAAAGAGGAAGUUAAAAAAAUUAAAAUGAGAUAUCCAAACAAGACACCGCUCAUAGUAACAAAAUACUACAAGGAGAGAGACCUACCAUCGAUGGACAAAAUCAAAUUUCUCGUGCCCGAAGAGAUCACGAUGUCACAGUUCCUAGUAAUAAUUCGUAACAAAAUUAGGAUAAAACCAAAUCAAGCACUGUAUCUAGUAAUCAACAACCGCUCUAUGUUAAGUAUGAGUUUGACAAUGGCUCAAGCUUACGAGAUGUAUGGAGACGAAGACGGCUUCCUCUACGUCACUUACGCGUCUCAAGAAGUCUUCGGUUACCAGCAUGAUAUGACAGGGUCAUACAAGGAAGUGCAAGUUAUCAGGGAUAGAUUUCCAAAUAAAAUACCGCUGUACGUGGAGCGGUACUCCAGAGAACGGGAGGUCCCUAUUCUCGGAAGAAACAAAUUUCUCGUGCCACAAGAGCUUACCAUGUCCCAGUUUCUCUACAUCAUCAGAACGAAGAUGAAACUGAGGGACUCGCAGGCCCUGUACCUGUUGGUCAACGAGAAAGCCCUAGUCAGCCACAGUAUGACGAUGGCGCAAGCUUACGAGCAGUUCCGCAGUCCAGACGGCUUCCUACACAUCACCUACGCCGCACAGCAAGUGUUCGGAUGAAAAUGAAACGGUACAGAUAUGGCGUCAACAAUGGAUUUUAAAACAUCGAAUGCAUCGGAUUAUAAAGACUGAUAGUAUUGUAUGAUUUUAAUUGUGAUAAUCCUAGUUAAAAUCCCCUGUUAAGUGUACAAUAUAAGUUUUAGUUCGUAGUUCUUUGUGGCCGGUCCGUCAAUUAAAUUAUAACAUUACUGUUCUUCUUAAAAUUGUUUGAAAAUGUAUUUUUGUUAAUAUACUCAUGCAAUCAAAAUACUUAUUUCUGUGAUCUCGAAAAUAUAUAUUCUCAAUAUGAUUUUAUUCCAUGACAUUAUUCUUGUUUGUAUUGCGAAUUAUUUUUAAAGAUUUAACAAGUGUUGUAUUUUUAGAGUUAGAGUUUUAAGAAAGUUUUAAAAUUUUAGUUACGUAGGUAU
Messenger RNA from Leptidea sinapis, 1372 nucleotides. RefSeq lists its product as uncharacterized. The record is from RefSeq and is a predicted model, not a curated record. Gene Ontology annotation, biological process: cellular response to nitrogen starvation; autophagy of mitochondrion; macroautophagy. Gene Ontology annotation, molecular function: ubiquitin protein ligase binding. The transcript is spliced from 8 exons. Gene Ontology annotation, cellular component: cytosol; autophagosome membrane; autophagosome. Lineage: Eukaryota; Metazoa; Arthropoda; Insecta; Lepidoptera; Pieridae. Bases 222 to 965 code for a protein of 247 amino acids.